AUGGAUGAUUGCAAUGCGCCUUACGAGCUGGUGUGGUGUGAGAAUCUCCGCCUUGGACUUUCCGCUAUCGAAUGGGAGGUUCCAGCUCGGGCUUCACGGGGAAAUACCUCCACCUCACCGAGCCUCAUCCGGGGGGAUGAAACAAGCUGUGCAGAUGAUUGGGAACCUGGCAACCUCGAGUCGAAAGAGAUUCAAGUCGAGAUGGACGACGUGCCACUCAAGGGUGCCAUUGGCGCACACCCCUGCCCGGGAGAACAGGCUACCCUGCGCAAGACUCAGCCACGAGACCUGGGUGCCUAA
Colletotrichum paranaense is the source of this 300-nucleotide messenger RNA. RefSeq lists its product as uncharacterized. The transcript is spliced from 2 exons. The record is from RefSeq and is a predicted model, not a curated record. Bases 1 to 300 code for a protein of 99 amino acids. Lineage: Eukaryota; Fungi; Ascomycota; Sordariomycetes; Glomerellales; Glomerellaceae.